Molecule: messenger RNA, 2897 nt
Organism: Lentinula edodes (shiitake mushroom)
Lineage: Eukaryota; Fungi; Basidiomycota; Agaricomycetes; Agaricales; Omphalotaceae
Exons: 18
Coding region: 207-2810 (867 amino acids)
Source: RefSeq, a predicted model, not a curated record
CCAUACCGUUUGUCGUUGAACCAUCCUUGGCUCAGGUGGAAGCCCGAGUUAACCAAUCGAACGGUACAAGUUCCAAAAUUGCUUGCCUUCAAGAAGCUUUCAAACAAUCGUAACUCGGGGAGGAAGUGAAUAUGGAGGAAAUCAGGGACCACCGAGAGAGAUUUGAUAUUCGUAUAUCCUAGGUCUAACUAAAGUCCACAAUUCUAAUGGGAGUCCAACGUUCCCUUUGUACUUGGGAGGAGCAUAGGUUUGGCGUAAUGUUUACUAAUGCGGAUUCUGGAGUAAGGGCGCUCGGCAAAUUCCUUGAAAAGUUGCGGGCAGGGUACAAUUUCCUCGGAUCUUUCCGAGAACUUGUACCGGUGGGAGUUUUGUGGAAUCGUUGUUUUCUUACCGUCAUGAACCGUCGAAAAGUCUUAGGCUUAAAGCGUUACGCCAAAACUAUUGGCAAUGGCCUGCUUUCUAAACUCAGAUCUGCUGGUCCUCGGGUGAACCCAGCCUCUCCUUCUUCGUACCAGCCUUCGAUCCUAUCCGAUCCUCCCCCUUUUUCAAUUCCCCCUGGGUGCAUUAAGGAUGGUAAAAAACUCGAUUUCCCCAGUACUCGAGACCCGUAUCUUCCUGCAAUAUAUGAAGUAAAAUCCCAUCCUCGGAUCCCCAAAGAUUUAAAUCAGAACGUCAUCAAACGGAUUCUCAUCGUACCUUGGCCUAAGGGCGACGCCCAAUUCCUCAAAUUCUACUUUAACCAUGCAGAAACUAGAAUCAAUAUUCCUGGUGGACGGAAUUCAAGUAUUCCUGCCCUUGGGUGGGGGAAACUCGAAGUUGGCGACAUAGUCUUUACCCGGGAUGUUGCGGGGUCUGGAGAUGGCAUGGAUGAUAUGUUUGAGGUAUAUGUUGGAGAGAUAGAUGAAGAGAGUGAAGAGGGGAAGUUAAUCAAGAAUCUUCGAGAUGAAACGCUUGGUCCUGAAGCCGAACGUUGCACAAAUGGCUGUACUGCAUUUGAGAAAUGCAGUAAACGUGCCAAUCCUGUGGGCGGUUCAGGCCACUGCUACAGCUGCGGCAUAAGUCACCAAAAGCCCAGGAACUUGGUAACGCCUUCUGUUGGGGGCAAGAUACGGGGAAGUCUCAGCACUGAAGAGGAGGAGCAUAUCCAAAUGCGGCGCAAUCUUGUGACGACAACCAUUAAACUUGCCGUGAAUAUGUUCCGACGUAUACUACCAACAGAAUACAAAAUUCUAGAAGAUGCCUGCGAGCUCAAUAAUGUACCGCGGAUUGGCACGGAUGACAAUGCUCUCUAUCAGGGCUUACAGCUUAAUGUUUCGCAACCUGUACAUGGUGAUGGACUAAUUAUCAACUGCAUCAAGGCUCUUGCCUUUUUUGGUGGCAAACACUUUGACCGACACGACUCUGCAGGUGGUUGGACUACGAUGUUUGCUUAUCCCGAUAUACCAACGGGAGAAGGAUGGGAGGGAGGGAGAUUUCAUCUGGUCGAGUUUGGGCUAUACGUCGAACUUGAUAAAAUCAAAUCUAUAACAUUUUCAGGGCUUCGUCUUCAUGGUGGUACGCCUCCAUUAGCGCCUGUUGGAGUUCCGAUUCCUCCUUCCGCCUACCGAUGGGUAGUUGUACUUUAUCCUCAAGGUGCUAUUCUUGAUGGCCGAGUAACAAUGAAUAUUGCUGCGGGUCCCAACGGAGUGCCAAUCCAGUUGACGCCAGAAAUGACAAAUGCAACUGUCCAUGUACCAUCAACUGAAGACACUGACGGGUUGAUGGCUGAAGAGGAUGAGGAAGAGCCAGAUUUGCUUCAUGCUUCGCCCAAAGAGCUAAACUUCCUAGAUGAUGGAAAAGUUAUCAUGACUCCUCAAGCUGAAAUAGAUUUUCUCGCCCGAGCUUUCUUCCUGCACACAUUAUAUCAUCAGAGGCAGAUCAUGGGUGGAAAUGUAUUGAAAUAUGAUCAUUAUCGUCAAGGCUGGUCUAUGCAGCGGGAUGGUAUAACAUUCUCUGCUGGUCCUUGGUCUUUGGCACCAGAUGGUCUUGAGCUAACUAACCAUGCUGAUUCCUCACCCCGUCAAGCUGCCAGAGAACGGUGGUAUCAACACUGUAACAAGAGGCUUGAAGCGAUAUCCUCUACUUUCCGUAACUUCAAAGCUCCUCCCAUCCGAAUACCGGUGCCUCAAACUUUUAAAAAACGGUCUCGGACAGCACGCGCAGCUGCUGCACAAGCUGCUGCUCACAAGCGAAAGGUAGUAUAUCAGCUGAAGGCCCGAUCAAAGAACCGAAAAUCGAAAUCGAAAUCAACAGUUUCUGAAAUUAUACAUGCUGCUCAAAAAGCUCCGCAAGCUAUUGAAUUCAAUCAGGAAGUGGCCAUACAAAACUUGAAUAAAACAAAACGAGAUCUAAAUGUGAACGAUAAGGGACAACGGAGAAGUAAACGGCUCAAGGAAAACUGCGAUAAUGCAAUAGCUCAGGAAUGCCAAGUAGCCGAAGAAGAGCAGGAGGAGGACCAGGUAUACGAACUUCGAAAUAUUAUAUCACACCGCAUUUGCACUAAGGCUUGCUGUAACUACGAAUACUAUGUUGAGUGGGCUGACAAGAAACCUGGAACAAAAGAAUGGAUACACGAAAGCCAGAUUGAUAUGGGAGAUAUGUACACCGCUUAUCGGCUUAAUGCAUUCACGCAAACGGUAGAUGUAAAUAUGGGUUCAAUUGAUGACAAUGAGCAGCCUCGUAACAAUCGCAACGGCGAACCGCCAAAUGAAGAGAAUCGUUCAAGCGAUCCCUCGCCUUUUCAUACUAAAGCACUGCCAUUCCAUUCCUGAUGCAACUCUCAAAAGAAUCCUUAACUUACACAAUUCAGCUUUUCAAUGAGGGCCUAUCGAGUAUGAAUGCAACGCAGGGCCCAAGUA